Molecule: messenger RNA, 5858 nt
Organism: Oncorhynchus tshawytscha (Chinook salmon)
Lineage: Eukaryota; Metazoa; Chordata; Actinopteri; Salmoniformes; Salmonidae
Product: synaptopodin
Exons: 5
Coding region: 1715-5146 (1143 amino acids)
Biological process (GO): positive regulation of actin filament bundle assembly
Cellular component (GO): Z disc; nucleus; actin cytoskeleton
Molecular function (GO): actin binding
Source: RefSeq, a predicted model, not a curated record
AGAGAGAGAGAGAGAGAGAGAGAGAGAGAGAGAAAGAGAAAGAGAGAGAGAGAGAGAGAGAGAGUCCGUCCCAGAGAGAGGAAGAAGGGGGAACCUAGCCGUGAGCCUCUCACACACCGGCCCACCGGAGUACAGGUGGUAGUGUUCCGGACCCCUGGGGGACACUGCACGGGCUCGGAGACACAGCGCUAGCGGAGAUCAGCCUCUCGAGACAACAGCAGAUUUACUCUACCCUGAAUCCUACAGCAUCAUGUUUUACCACACACUCCUUCAAUAGGGACUGGAGAGACAGAUCACCCAGACUAACAGUUGAAAUAUCACCCAGACUGGAUAAACAACCUAUUCCCCUUAACAUAGACAUUGUAAUCUCCCCCCGAAACAACCUAAAUAAACCAACUGAACUCUGCUGCCUGAGCCUCAGCUCUAACGGACUAAAAUGCGACUCCCUGCUCGACUCCCUGCUUGAAUCCCUCCUCGUCGGCUCCCUGCUCGACUCCCUGCUCGACUCCCUUCUCGUCGGCUCCCUGCUCGACUCCCUGCUCGACUCCUUCUCGUCGACUCCCUGCUCGACUCCCUUCUCGUCGACUCCCUGCUCGACUCCCUUCUCGUCGACUCCCUGCUCGACUCCCUCCUCGACUCCCUGCUCGACUCCCGAGUGAUUAAAAGUCCAACUCCUUGGAAGAUAUCAAUGAUUCUGUUUAUAGAAGGUUUUCUGGGCUUAGCGUAUAUACUUUAAUGUAUGUGACUCUCACACAGGAAGCCAUCUGGAUGAGAUAUCGGCCAGCGGAGCUCGGCGAUCCUGACUGCUCUUAGCAGUGACCUUUCUAGAGUGAAAUGCUGUUUCUCACUUCGUCCGAACCAAACAGCAGGAAGCUUUGAAACAUUUCCACCACUGUCACCCCCCCCCCUUCUCGUUGUUGAGUAAUGGUCUUCCAAGAUAAAGAGCUGCUCGCUUUCUCAACACGAAAAAUGAUCUGUCUAGUAGAGAUUGCAAUGCAGUCAACAGGCAUGUUUUGGUGGCUGGACUAAGAAAGAAAAACAAAAGAAAGAUUGAAAGAAAAAGGGGUGAGGAAGAGACGAGAAGCGUCUGGGUUUUUGGAGAAAGAAAAAGAUUGAGAGGGAGGGAAGACAGACACAAACAGAAAUAGGAAUGUUUUAUCAGUCUUUCUUCUUUAGCUGGAGAUUUGCAGUAGAGCACAUCGUUAUUGUGAAAGCGUGUUGGCUGUGGUCCAUGGGAACUGAUCCAGAGUGCUCUGUGUCUGUGGAACUCCCAGCCUGCUUUAGUCUCCCGGGAGGUCCCUGAUACUGUUUCUGGUAAGUCCUGAGUAAUACUGUGUAGUAACAGUGUGUCAGAACCAGAGGAACAGCACACUUCUUCCGUCCAUCAGCCUCCCUCCCUGCCAGCUACAAGACUAAAGGAAACAUUAAGGAGGAUUACUACAGAAAGAGAAAUGUCCAGUGGUAGGAGAAACAAUAUGGACAGCUAAGACUCUCCUUAUCCCCACUGGUGAUUCUCUUUUUUUCUCUCCAAACACUCCCCAAACGGUGAUCCUCAAACUGACAUACAGACCAAGCCAGGCAGGGCUGCAGACAGUCUGGGUAGAAGAAGAGACAGAAACUGUGGAGCAAACCAGAGGAGAACAAGAGAGGCUCCAGAACUCCCCAGCAGAGCAGCAAAGCUCCCCCAGAUCGAGGCACCUACCUGGGGGUAGAGAUGGAGACGGAGAGGGGUCAUAUGUCUGUGAGGAGGGGGGUAAGCUGGAGCCCAGGUGGGGGGAGGAAGUCCCUUCAGGGGGGGCAGGGCAGGGAUGUGGACACCGGCAACAGAGAGAGCAAUGCAUCUUGGGAGAAGCGGGACUACAGAGGAAUCAAAGGACAGGUGACAUCGACCUCCACCAAUCAGCUGGCUCGGAAAACCAACCUGACACGUAGCGCCAGCCUAUCAGAGAAGGAGUUGAAGGAGGCGAGGGUGAGGUCACAGAUCAUUGCUGCCCAGUUGACCGUCCCGUCUGGCUGCUCCAACUCCCGCGGAGUCCAGCUCUUCAACCGCCGCCAGCAGAGAGUCAACGCCUUCACGCUAGAGAGCUGCGGGGAAAGAACGAGGGAAGAGGAGCGAGAGGAGAGAGACGGAGAUACCAGGAACAACAACCUGACAUGGGAAGAAGAGCGAGGGGGACCUAGUGAGGGGACAGAGACAGACAGACAACUGGACUGCAGCGGGAUAAAACAACCACUCUGGUCACCACCCUCUGGCAGUGAGGUCACCGGAAGUGACGUCAUGAAGGACCCAGGUGACGAGCACAUCUACGAGGAAGUGGAAACAGUGACACAGGAGAGACACUUCCAGCCGGUGAACGAGAGACAAGGGGAGGAGGAAGAGAGAGAAAGAGAGGAAAUAUACGAGGAUAUUGAGGGUGAAGUGAAGGAUGAGAUUAUGUCAGUAAAUGAAAACAACACCGGUCCAGUCAGAGAGGAAGUGGGGAUGAAUAGGGGGUCAUACACAUACCCCACAGCUCCCCCUGAGACCCGUAAUGGCUUCCAUAACACCCAGAGCUCUGCUGGAGAGAUCCAAAAUGGAGGCCGAGUUUCUAUGUCCUUGUCCAGACAGGCCCCCACCAUCGUCAACCGGACAGCCAGACCCUUCUUCUCCCCUCCCACCGUACAACCCAAGUCCCCAGAGGCCAGGAGUCCCGUCAUGGAUAACAACAUACCUCCAGCUCCCUCUUAUCCUACCCCAACUCUUCCCCCAGCUUCCUCAGACUCCACUCCCCCUCUCCCUCCUUUCACUGCCACUCGCCCCGUAGCCUUCUCCCCUCCGCCCCCUCCUCCCUCAUACCCCAUGCCUCCUCUCCCAGCCUUCCCCAUCCAUCCUCCUCCUCCCUCCCAGUCUCUCUCCAUUCCUCCCGCCAUGUCUACCGUCAUGUUCCCUAGGUCUACACCCGUCCCCCAGUACAACCCUCCUCCUACAGCUGCCCCAGUGUCCCAGUAUCUACCCCCCAACCCUCCUGUCAACCACAACAUCCCUCCUCCAAGUUCCCCUAGACCCAACACCUUUGUCCCCUUCACCCCUCAGCCUAUAGGCCAACAGAACCAGCAGCAGCCAAUCAAAACGGGAAUCCUGGAAGAAGGGGCGGCGGCCAUCAGACGAUCGUCGACAGCCAGGAAGUCCAUGUUCACCUUUAAGGAGAAGCCUGUCAUGGCACCCAAUCCUGAACUCCUCUCUCUGGUCCAGGGGAACGAUGAUAGGAAGAAGCAUGGCCUCCGCUCCGUUCCCGACUCAGCCCCAGAGGAGGAGCUGCUGGCUCUGGGGGCCGAGGCCUCUAACUUCCUAGCCAGGGAGGAGGUGAAGGCGGAGGCUGCCAAUGUGCCGGAGUGGUCCUCCUGUCUCAAGAGCUCCAGGACCAGGGAGCCCAGGGGGCAGCACCAGCCAGAGCAGAUCCUGACCAACGCAUCAGGGAAGGGGGCCGAGCUGUUCGCUAAGCGCCAGUCCAGGAUGGAGAAGUACGUAGUGGAGAACCAGAAUGUGUCCGGUGGUGGAGGUGGUCAGAUGAGGUCUCCGUCUCCCACAGCAUCUCUGCCGCCAUCUUGGGUCUAUCCAUCGAAUAUGCCUGGCCGGGUCAAAGCUAUUGCUAACAACACUGACCUCAGCGCCAGGCUGACCCGGACCCUCCAGACCCCUCAGCCCUCGAACAGGAGGCCCAGCCAGCAGGCUCAAACUCCGGCCCCAGUCCCCGAGGAACCACCCUUGGAGAACGGCUGCACCAAGAUAGAGAUGGAUCUCUCCAGGCACAAGCCCUACCAGCUCAACUCCUCCCUGUUCAUCUUCAACCCAGUCCAGGACUCUACCAGCACCCUGCUGAGCUCUCUGCCCCGGGGGGCCCCGCCACCACCUAAACCCCUGGUCUCAUCUGAGGCCUACUCCAGGCAGGCCUCCCUGCCCUCCUCCAACCCUCCAUCGCACAACUACAACAGCCUGCCCCGCUUCAGGCCUACCAUGUCCCCUUCACUUCAGCCCCCAUCAGGAGGAAUUGGAGGUGGGGUUAACUAUCCUCCUCAACACGGGGGAACUCCACAGCUGAGGGACCCCAGGAUCACCUCUCCUGUCUCUGUCUUCUCUCCGGAGAGAGUGGCUUCUCCUCGGUCGAGCGUCCAGGCACCCAGACCCACCUUCUCUGCCAAGAGGGCAGGGAUCGAACCCCAGACGAGGAAGGAGUCACCUCCAACCCCGACCCACACCACCCCCACCAGGACACCCCAGUUCACCCGUCGGUUCAGCAGCCCAGAGGGACCCCCCACUCCCAGUGGGGUUUGGUCCCCUACCCCCCAGACCAGCAUCACCUCCUCCUCCUCUUCCAGGCCCCAACACCAGGGCACCACCACACCCACCUCCCCUGUCUCCCCACCCUGGGAGACGAGGUGCCAGUCCCCCGCGGUGGUCAACCAGACCACCAAACCCUUCUCUACAGCCUCUUUAUCCAGGCCUAAACCAUCCACUACCACCUCACCUAUAUCGCCUGUAUCUCCCUGGGGGUCCCGCUGUCAAUCCCCUAACAUCAACCAGACAACCAAGCCUUUCUCCACCACCACCACCAUCUCCAACUCUUCCUCUUCCAGACCCUCUCACCAAGGCACCAUCACCUCUCCUCUCUCCCCCUCACCCCUGUCCCCUCCCUGGGGUUCCAGAUGCCAGUCUCCCAUUGUCAGCCCCAACAACUCCAAGGCAAACCAUCGCCUGUUAGCCAAGAACAUCAUCAACGCGGCCAAACGUAAAAAUAGCCCGUCCCCAGGUGCUCUGAGUGGCCACAAUCUCCCAAUCUCCCCGCUAGGUGACAACACCACCCACCAGCACCACCAGGGCUACGACCACAGUAGCAGCAGCUCCAAACCCCCUUUCAGCCCCUACCAGUCCAGGGCCAUGGGGUGCCAGUCUCCCCCCUUCGCCAGCCCUCCUCCCACCCCUACAGGGGUGAUCCGGUCCCCAGUAAGGCUCUACAACACCAGGUCCCUCACUGACUCGGAUGCUUCGGUGGAGUCGGAGGACUCUGGGCUGAGGUCUCCAGGACUGCAGCGUACCCACAACACCUGUCCCCGGGGCUGGGGCGGCAGCCUGAGGGUGAAGAGGGGCAGUUUUGGCACCGACCUAUAGGGGGAGCUGGGGAGAGAGGGUCAGGAAAUAAAGGAAAGAAGAAAAAAAACGACAUUGAUAAAAGGGACUGGUGGGUUUUGGACAAUUCUUAAUUUCAUUGACCUAUAGGAGCAUCUAAGAUGGAGGGCCAGCUCAGUGCUUGCCUCACAGGGGAGAUAUGGAAAGGACUUUGAAAGGAACUGACCUUGUGUGUUUGUUGCUUUGGAGUAAGGGACAAUAAUGUUGACCACACAGUAAAGAACCUGAUGCCCUUACAAUGCAGCUGGGACAUAGAAGCAAACUGUCUGGUGAUUUUAAAGUAAUCUAAAACCCACUGAUUUAGCUGGCUGGCUAUAGAAGAGUCCAGGACCGUCAAGCUCAGAGCUAGCUCAACAGUGGGAUUACUGAGAGGAGAUUGAAGGGACAAUUCACUGUUGCCUCUUCCUCUCAUUCUUACAUCUUAUAAAACACGUUAUACAUUUAUUACGCAAAAAGGAAAUUAAAGGGAUUCUAAAAUCCUAAGAGACUUGUCUGCAACUUUUGGAAACCUUGUAAUUGAAAAACAAAAUGUGUUGUUGUAAUCAAGCAUUGCUGAAAUGUAAAACGAGCUUUUGACUUUGACAAGAGUUCCUUGAAUAAUCAAAUUAUUACAGUAGCUUACUUAUGUUUACUCUUAAAAAAAAAAAAAAAGGUGUUUAUUGUAAUUUGUACCAAAAAAAAAACUAAAAAAAGG